ACGUUUUGUCAACGUUGUUGACGUUUCAAAAUCAUGGAUCAAGGGCACUUCACAAAAUAAGUUUUUUUUGGACACAUCACACAACAAAAAUCCAUUUAUUUUCCAUUUUUCAUACAGUUAAUCCCUAUUAAACCACUUAUUUAGAUUAAGCUCUUUUUAAACUAAUUUAAUCGUCUGGAUAUGACGGGUUUGAUUUAUUAUAAGACCCAGAUUCUUGCAGUUUUUGCGGUAACAUGGCUGUUCUACAACCCAACAAACAGUGAAGCAGUACAACUUACAUCAAAAAAUUUUGAUACCACUUUAGCAACUAAUGAGCUAGUCUUUAUAAACUUCUAUGCCGACUGGUGUAGAUUUAGUAGCAUGUUAAUGCCCAUUUUUGAUGAAGCAGCAGUAGAAGUCAGCAAAGAGUUCCCGGAGGCUGGCAAAGUUGUUAUGGGAAAAGUGGAUUGUGAUAGGGAAAGCUCUAUAGCUUCAAGGUUCCACAUAACUAAAUACCCCACAUUAAAACUUAUACGUAAUGGUCAGCCAAUGAAAAAAGAAUAUAGGGGGCAAAGGUCUGCAGAAGCCUUUGCGAACUUUAUCAAAAAACAAAUGGAAGACCCUGUGCAUGAGUUUAAACACUUAAGUGAGCUCAAUAAACUUGAGUCUAAUAAAAGGAUCAUUAUCGGUUAUUUUGACCGAAGGGACCAGCCUGAGUACCAAAUGUUCAGGAGGGUGGCCACUAACUUAAAAGAUGAUUGUCAGUUUCAUGUUGGAUUUGAUGAGGCGUCCCGUGAAAUGCACCCUCCGGGGACUCCAAUUAUCGUUUUUAGGCCCGAUAAGGACAGAUCUACUGAUCAGGAUGAAACUUAUCCUGGAAGUUUGGCUAAUUUUGAUGAGCUGCAUAUAUGGGCACAAGAAAAAUGUGUUCCCCUUAUAAGAGAAAUAACUUUCGAGAAUGCAGAGGAGCUUACCGAGGAAGGACUUCCAUUUUUGAUUUUGUUCCAUGCAGAAAAUGAUAAGGACAGUAUUAAAAAGUUCAACGAUAUUGUCAAGAGGGAAUUGUUGUCUGAAAAACAAUCUAUAAACUUCCUUACUGCCGACGGUCAUAAAUUCGCCCAUCCCUUGCACCAUUUGGGCAAAAGCGAGGAUGAUUUGCCAUUGAUAGCCAUCGACAGUUUUAGGCACAUGUAUCUAUUUCCUAAGUAUGAGGAAAUGGAUGUUCCUGGUAAAUUGAAGCAAUUUCUACAGGAUCUUUAUUCAGGUAAACUGCAUAGGGAGUUCCAUUAUGGUCCAGAAAGUGAUACGGAGCAGCCAACGAAACCGCCAGAAAGCACUUUUAAAAAGUUGGCGCCCUCAAAGAACCGGUACACCCUCUUGCGGGACGAACUAUAAAUUAGUUCAGCUGUGAUCUUAGUUGGUUAUGUCUUAAUUUAUAUAUGUUUAUUAGUGAAAUUACAACCUUUAAUGAAGUCAAUUUUUGUGCUUUUAAAGCCUGUAUUCGGGGAGAGGGGUUAAACUUUUAAAAUAAGUCUUCAGAUAUUUUAACAGUGAUUUUAGUACUCGGAUGUGCGUAUUUUUGUUUAUAAUGUCAAGUUAUACAAACUUUAAAGUAAACGCGCUGUUUUUAUGCGAUAUUUGAACGAAAUUUCCUUCUACAUUGUUUUAUGUUGUUUUUCAAUAGUCCACGGUUUGUAAAUAUCGAGUUUAUUUGGAUUUUUAAAUAAAUUGGUUCACUUUA
Anthonomus grandis grandis is the source of this 1720-nucleotide messenger RNA. RefSeq names its product endoplasmic reticulum resident protein 44 (gene ERp44). The transcript is spliced from 8 exons. The record is from RefSeq and is a predicted model, not a curated record. The coding region runs from base 181 to 1374 and encodes 397 amino acids. Lineage: Eukaryota; Metazoa; Arthropoda; Insecta; Coleoptera; Curculionidae.